Molecule: messenger RNA, 1656 nt
Organism: Cuscuta campestris
Lineage: Eukaryota; Viridiplantae; Streptophyta; Magnoliopsida; Solanales; Convolvulaceae
Source: the annotation of a GenBank genome assembly
CUAAAGUUGGCUACUUUUGAGUGCGUGUUAGGAGUCUAAUUUUAUACAUUAGUAGUGAUUAUUAAUGUGUAAAAGAAGAUAAAAGCCCCAAGUUAAGAUAAGAGUGUGUCAUAUCUCUUAACACCAACUUGGUUUAUCCCUUCACUUUAUUUCUGCCCAUUUCAUUCCUCACCAUUUCUUUUUCUUAAACUUAUUCUUUUCUCUCAUUAAAAACACCAAAAAGAUCUCUUUCCCACACUCCAUAUUUCAUCCUUUCAGUUCUAUCAUCCAUUUCCUUCCGCAAAUCCGCCACAAAAUAGCUACUCGAUAAGACUCCGGGUCUCGGGUACAACAUCUGGUAUCAGAGCUCAGCUUCGACGACUUUCUUAAGUCUCGACGACUACCCAGAGGACCGGCGACGCAAACGCUGCACUAGCAAAGUUUCUCAAAAUUUUCCAGAAAUUUUCAGCUCCAAAGAUUUGAUCACGGAGGAAGGUACACAAUUGAUUUUAAGGUAAAACUUUCCAGUUUGGAAGUUUGCUCUUUUAUCUACGUCUGGCCGCUGAUUUCACUCAAUUCUGACUUACGGUUUGGGAGAUACGUCCAUUCGAAGUUAAAGACGCAAUUCUGCCAACAGUCUGGAUACCUUACUCAUUUGACCUCCAACGAAGCAUCAAAUGAUUUUCAAUGCUUUUAAAUUUUUGAUAUGUCUUUAAGGCGGACUUCAAUAUCUAACUCCGAGAGUUGGAAUUACAUCAUUCCAAUAUCUGGUCGUUGAGAUAUGGAUAUCCAAAGAUACUUCAAAAAUCUUGAGAUUAUUUAUGCAAAUGAGGCAAUCCUUCAAGGACCUAUUAAACGGUGCUACAUGUGUUGUGGCUAUGGCCAUCAUUAUUGGAGGUGCACAAAUAAAGAAGCCAUUCCUUAUGAAGAGCAUGUAAGGAUCAUAGCAGCAUAUGAGAAUCAACAGGAUGGAAAUUACGAAGAUGUCUUUGAUAACCAUGUCAAAGAUGAAGAUGACGUCUUCGUAAAAGGACCGGCUUCUAAUGCUCAGGAAGAAUCACACUAUAAUGAUUUUUCCCUUAUUCAAGAUGACUUGGUUGAUGAGGUAGUUAUAGAGGAAGCCACACCAGAAGUUAUAUAUUCUAAGGAAGUGAUUUCCAUAGAGUAUUAUCCUCCUUUUGGUAAAGAAAAAUCUUAUCUCAUCUCCGAGAUAUAUUUGAAGCAGGUUCUUACAAGGAAUGACAUCAUGUUCCGGAAAUUACACAACGAGGUGCCCACUAAUUCCGAAAGGAACCUCAUUAUUGGUGGUUCAUUGAAUUUCCCAUUUGAUCCGGGAAUUCUUUUAUGAAACCCCAAUCAGUCACGGUGGUGCGAAAGUUUGAGGACAAACUUUCUUCGAAGAAGGGGAGUAUGAUGUACCCCUGGAUGGCUCCACCAAAACCCCAACUCUCCCCACAUAUCCAAAAGUAUUCUUUCUUUUCUUUAAUUCAAAAUAUAGUCUUUCCCAUCAAUUUUUAGUCAAAAAUGAAAUCAAAGGAAGACAAGUCAAACCUUAGUUUCUUAUUAUCUUUUAAAACCUUUGUUUCUUUUCAAAUCCUUUUUUUUACCCAAAUAAUUCCUUCCCUUCUUUUCUUCUAAUACUGAUUCUGAACCUGUAAAUAAUCGAUUAUCAUUGUU